This is a messenger RNA of Aspergillus glaucus CBS 516.65, 1596 nucleotides long. RefSeq names its product Zn(II)2Cys6 transcription factor. Lineage: Eukaryota; Fungi; Ascomycota; Eurotiomycetes; Eurotiales; Aspergillaceae. Gene Ontology annotation, cellular component: nucleus. Gene Ontology annotation, biological process: positive regulation of transcription by RNA polymerase II. The coding region runs from base 1 to 1596 and encodes 531 amino acids. The record is from RefSeq and is a predicted model, not a curated record. Gene Ontology annotation, molecular function: transcription cis-regulatory region binding; zinc ion binding; DNA-binding transcription factor activity, RNA polymerase II-specific. The transcript is spliced from 4 exons.
AUGAAUCGAAUCGGUACUACAACCUCGGCCCCGGAUCAUGCCGCAUCAACGAAAAAGAAAUACAGACGAGAAGGCGGGAGAUGGUCUCGAUCAGGCUGUUUGACAUGCAAGAAGCGCCGGAAGCGAUGCGAUGAGGCUAAACCGAGCUGCCAUAACUGCACCAGAUUGGGAAAAACAUGUGAAGGAUAUGGAUCUAUGUGGGCAGAACCUUUGGAUCCAUUUGCGCAAGUGUUUCAGCCGGAAGGGCAGAAACGACGGAGGAUUAGUUCGUCUUCGCCAUACAGCUCGGAUGGGGUUUCGGAGGGAAGUUUGGCAUCAUCGACUACUUCGCCUGCGCCAGUGGACUUCGAUGACAAUCUUUCUUUAGAAAGUUACUCCCUGAGCGAAGAAAGCAGUCAGCCUGGAUACACUAGCCCCUAUGCAUCCCCCCAACCCAGCUUCUAUUUCACCCACCUUACCCCCCUCGAAACCCACUACCUUCAAUACCAUGUCGAACAAGGUUCCAAACUCCUCGCCAACCUCGAAACCACUGAAAACCCCCUUCGCUCCCUCAUAAUCCCGCGCGCACUAUCCUCACCACUCCUAAUGAACGCUAUGUGCGCAUUGUCUGCGAUGCAUUUUUCCAAUCGCUCUUUUGACAGCUUCGGUGUCGGCAUUGAUGCGCAAACAGCAGCGACGAAGUACUACAUCCAGACUAUGAAAGGGAUACGAAUGGCGUUAGCCGAGGAUCCUGGCGGAGGAGUUUCGGAUGAAGUGGUUCUGGCUGUUGGGCUUCUUUGCAAGUAUGAGAUUGUGCGUGGGAGCGUGAGGCAGUGGGCGGUGCAUUUGGGGGCGUUGCAGAGGUUGGUUAUUUCGAAAGGUGGGUAUGCCGCUUUAGAUCGGGAUACGGCGGAGUUUUUGUGUGGGUUCUUCACAUACGCGCAUAAUGUGGCCAAACUCACCAACCGACGGCAUAUCACGGGAGUCAUGCCGGAGGUUGACAGUGUGCGGAUUAGGAAACUCGACAUUUACAUCGGCUAUACAGAGGAUAUACUUAAGCUCUGCGUUAGAGCCUCCGAUAUCCCCUCUUUAGAUCCUUUAUCUCUGCAAGCAGAAGUGAACGAAAUUGAUACCUCCCUCCAAACCUGGUCACCCACAACACCAACAAACCAAUACAUAAUCCCGCAGGGAUUAACACCUUCUGUCCUACUUCGUCUACAAAUGGUCGCAGAAUGUUUUCGCGAUGCAGCAUAUAUCUAUCUCCAUUCCAUUCUCGAGCGCAUACCCUCCUGUCAACCCUCCUUAUAUCCCAUUUCGAUAUCUAAACAAGAAGCCCUGCAGCGCUGUCUAUCCCGCAUCGAGACCUUCCACCUCGAUCCAGAGUAUUGUGAGUACUCAGCAUUAACGUUCCCGCUGUUCAUUGCGGGGUGUGAGUGUCAGACUACAGCAGAGAGGGACCUUGUUCUGGGGGCGCUGGGGGCGUUAGAGAGAAACUUUGGGAUUGGAAAUGUCAGGAGGGCGAAAGAGAUAUUGAAUGUUCUUUGGAGUGAAAACGGGGAGAGGAGGCACUGGUUGGAUGUGUUGGAGGGGCUGAAGUGGGAUGUUAUUUUGGCGUAG